UGUGCGUACAAGCAGACUCUGCGGCAAAGCGGACCUUGAGCCAUAUCGACACACCAUAUAAUAUAACUGUACACAAGCUGGUUGUCUCAGGCCCUUUCUGUAGUAUUAUAGACGGGCUCCAUAUUGCAAACCUCUACUGGGACUUGUUAAUUUUUUAAAUAGUAUUUUUGCUGGGCGAUUGUUAACAGAAACGCCACUGCCGUCGUGAGUGUCUUAUUUUCUAACCAGAGGAAAUUAAAGAGGCGGUUUUGAUUGUGUUUCGUAUUGUUAAAUUUUGAUGUGAAAAUGACAUCAUUAUUAUAUACGUGCAUUAGAAAAUGCUGUUAUCGUGGCGGUUGAUACUUAAUCGGCACAAGUGAGACGCGUCAUACAUUUUAUCAAUAAGUGAAACAUCGUCUGAACUCGGCAUCAUGGACGAAAUCCCAGCGACCAAUACAGACGAAUGCCACGAUAUCAACACUGAUCCGGUUUUGCUGCCUUUGCUAACGACAUGUGCUCCUAGCUGCAGUAAAGCGGUAAAUCCUGAUUUCACCGAAGACGGCUCGGAUGACAGAUCGGCAACGUCCCGCAGACAUAUUUACGCUGCGGUACAAGCAGCCACCAGUCCAUCGGUCUCGUACGUUUCCGACGAAGACAUUUCAGAUACCGCGCACCAGUCAGACUCGUCCACCAGAGAUACUUCCAUAAUAAUAAAUUUGGAUAGAAGAAUUUGCUAUGAAAAUGAUCCCGGUGUGAGGAGGAGUGGCCUCCCCGUACGCCCGCACAGGUGCGGGUGCUAAGUUGUUUUGCUGUUUUUGCUAGUGAUUUUCUCCAUCUACCAGCUCUUCGAUCUGGUAGAUUCUUCAGUUGCUAGCCAUCGUCGUCUGAGUAACUUGCUGUACUUUUGGCCCCGCAGCAUCUGCUGCGGGAGCAUCUGUAGUGCUAUAUGAAUGGGAUAUAAAAGUGUGCAGUUGAUUGUCGGGUGUCUUGCGUUUCCGCAUAGCUCGUAGUAUACAACACUGCUCACUCUGCAGGAUAGAUUCCGUUUCUGUCUCUGUCCGUGGAUUCUUUCUAGAUCCACCAUCAUACCGGUGACAUCGAGUUCGAUGGGAAUAACUCGCAGUUAUUUUCUGUUAUUUUCAUGUAUCUGUUCAUGAAAUUUCCUUUGAGGGUUUUACGAUUUCUAACAAAUGAUAUACAGGUGUUUUUAACUGCUAUACCGCAUAAUCUGUUCCCCUUUUUUCGUUACUUAAAGCAAGCUGCCAUGGAGACUCCACAAAAAAUAAGCCACUUUCUUCUGGGAUUUCCGGAGCCAUUUUUUGCUGCUACUAAGGGUGAACGGUUAUUCCGUUUGAUAGUCACAUUUGGAAUUUUCACCGUGACUUUAGCACUUGUGGACAUAGCAACUGACAUUCUGUUUAUUUGGAAUCUUUGGGUGAAUACAAGUUCUUACAUCAGUUCAUCUGUCCUCAUAUUCAUCACAUGCGUUCCUUUUCUUCCCCUUAUAUUAUCUACUAUUCGAUCGCAUUCUGAUUGGCACAACGACUUGGCGGAAGCCUGCGCAUUAAACUGGCGAUUGGCUCGGCAAUCCCUAAUGAAUGUGGAUGAUCUACUUCUGCUCUCUAAAGAAGAUCGGAAUGACGGGCCAAGGAGCGGGUUGCGCUCGUUUCAGCAGAUUAAGAGCUGGAAUGAAAAGCGAGGUCUGGAAAUUUUCCCUUUUGCAUUUUUCUCUCGUUGCCAACUGUUCUACGAAGCGUGGAAAUACGGCCCAGGACAUUCUUUCUAUUUUAAAAGUACCGAUAUAGAAUUCCAGGAUCUACACCUUCAGAGAGCGCAUCUCAAGGAGAUAAAAUACGAAUCCAGUAUUCAGCUGAUAAUAUUAAUGCUAUUGAGUGCCACGGGCAUUAUCCCCUUUUCAACUGUUAACUGCCUUUCCAUCAUAUUAUCCAUGCUAUCCAUUGCUAAAUAUUUUCCAGCAUUUGCUCGUCUCCCAGGAAGGUUUGCCUUUAGUAAGAAGCUGCUUGCAGAGAAAGAUUCCAUCCAGCUAACAGAAGCCAACCAACUGCUUGCAUCAUGGCUUUGGGUGCUGUACGGCACCAUUUGCAAUUUUCUGUAUCUUGGGUGUCGGUAUCACAUCCUCAUUGCUCUCGUUGUGUACAACUGGCAGGCUGCCAUUGCUACAAUAACUAUCCAGUUUAUCACGGUGUCGGCAUUUCUGAUUGGGUCGUAUUAUUCACUGAGCCAGAAGUACCAGAUGCGUCGAUUAAUUUCUAGACGCCCAAGAAAGAAGAAAAACCCAUGGAAGAUAAGAAUCGGGUGGUGUUGCGCGUUUUGUGGCCAACUUGUUACCACUUUGGGACAUUUUCUGCUAGUACCGGUCACUACAACAAUGACGAAAGUGGGAUGCGUUAUGGGUACCGCUUUGCAGCUUACGGCAGUAACUGCUUACUGUAUUGUGCUCCAACUUGGAUGGGACAGAAAAGCCUAUUGGUACCACACAAUUCUGCAAGAUGACAGUGAAACCGCGAUAGACUUUUCCACAGUGCUCUUCCCGGCGCUAGUGGCAAACGUUGUUGUGUCGUGUGUGCUUCUGCCUUUGCUAUGCCGUUUGAUGGACGACAGCAGCGGUAACAGCUGUUGGCUGCGCCAUCGGGAAACGUGCCAAAAGUGUAUUGAUUUCCAGGAACGUUAUUGCAAGGUUCGGCCAUGUUGGCUUUGCGAAUGGGCAUCGUCUUAUGAAAAAAACCAUCUAACAGCGAUCUAUGACGACUUUGGAGACUUCAAGGAGGAUAAAGAUAAGAUAAAUGGCCAAAUUGAAACACCCGUCAUGUUUUCAGGAAAACCUCUACCAACCGACCACCAUCCGAACGGACGUUUACCAACCGAGAAGUGGAUUGCGCACAAAGUGCUUCGUUGUAAAAGAAUCUGUGACCGACAGUGCGAUCGCGACGGAGAUAUGCUUCUUUGUUUGGAGCACAUCACGGCAUUAAGAGCGACAUCUACCAUCCCUCAUGACGGUAUCGGAUGUCCGCACAGCGGACAUGCUGGCUUAUGUUGGAAGUGUUGCAAAGUUUUCGGAGUUUAUGAAACGCUACCUGGUGAUUGUACUAUGACAGUCCUUUUAGAAGCAAUUUACGCUCGUGAUGUCAUGCCUUUUCAGCUGUUAUUCAAAGCGCAGCUGUAUGACCGUGGAAUCGCUAAGGAUGGCGUUACUCUGGAUGUAUACUGGUCGCGUUUCAAACAGAUCAGGGACGAGCAUAAGUACUGCAGAUACGAGUGUAUGCUCAACAGAGUAUACAAAACUACGGCUAACCAUUCAGAAUUGCGUGUUAAUGUCCAGCCGAAAGUAACCGAUGGCAUCUUUUUGGAUAAUUUCGAUUUCAUCCUUAACCUGUCAUCAGUUCACUGUAAACAAUUCGCCGAGCACCUAUUGCUGCACGAUGGUUAUAUCGAUCAACGGCAUGCCUUCCCAGCCCUGAAAUGUCCCUUACGAAAUCCAGAUUCGCAUUGACAUGCCUCAAACACUAGUACAGCAGAAUGCUUACAGCAUCUUAUGGGAUUGUCAGUUGCUCUUCAACAUCAGUUAUUGAUUCUUUCAUUCCUGUCUUCCUCUUUAAGACCAGUGUCUAUCAUCAAAAAACGGGGAAGGCGGCCGCGCCCGCCUCAAGCGCUGGCCUGUCAGGGCACACCAACUGGUGCGCACACUAUUUCGCAGUAUUCAAAUUCGACGCGCGACCUGUUUGCCACAAGGACAUUUCGAAACCACACAAACGGAGGCUGGGACACUUCGGUUUGGGAAAUUUUUUUCUGAGACAUUUUGACGAAACGUCUGGGUCGCGGACAGUUCUCCACAAAGUCGACACGCUUAAUUUUCGGAUUUUCCGGUCUUUUUCUUCCGUUUUCUUAGGUCACCUUGGGUUAAUAACUUUUUUGGUUUUUAGGUUUAUGUUUUCUUGUUUUCUUAUUUUUUCGUAGUUUCUUAGGUUUUUUGAGUUUCUUUGGUGUCUUGAUUUUCCCACUUCUUUUAGUUUUCGUAAACUUUUUCUUAGGUUUGCAUGACUGUUUUAAUAAGCUUAAUAACAAUAAUCUGAGGAAGGCAAUGUUUCCUCGGCGAAACGUUUUUGCCGCGAACUGUUUCGGCGUCGAAACGGUCUCGCGAAGAAAUGUCACGCGACUUGAUGUCCUGCCGACUACAUAGAUGUCCCGCAACGAAACGUCGCGCGGCGAGAUGACCUUGCGGCGAAAUGUCUGCGACCGAAUGUCCUGCCUACUAAUCUUCAGCGACAUGUCGC
Paramacrobiotus metropolitanus is the source of this 4271-nucleotide messenger RNA. RefSeq lists its product as uncharacterized. The transcript has 3 exons. The coding region runs from base 1121 to 3490 and encodes 789 amino acids. Lineage: Eukaryota; Metazoa; Tardigrada; Eutardigrada; Parachela; Macrobiotidae. The record is from RefSeq and is a predicted model, not a curated record.